This is a messenger RNA of Eutrema salsugineum, 2484 nucleotides long. RefSeq lists its product as uncharacterized. The record is from RefSeq and is a predicted model, not a curated record. Bases 723 to 2261 code for a protein of 512 amino acids. The transcript has a single exon. NCBI's taxonomy places the organism in Eukaryota, Viridiplantae, Streptophyta, Magnoliopsida, Brassicales, Brassicaceae.
CUUAUUCACAUCCACCCUCACCCACGAACCUUCGCUUCUUCUUCUUACAUAAACUCAUCUCAUUCCCACCGUUUCCAAAAGAGACAUUUUCCCAAAAAUAAAAAGAAGAAAUUUUGAUGUAAAAAAGAUUAUUUUUUUUGUUGAAUCUGUGGGGAAGAAAAGAUUGGGUUCAACGGAUUGAUAUCAUCAUAAUUGUCAAAAUGACGGAGGUUUCGUGUUGUCUAUUGAAUCCGUCAAUCUCUUCUUCUCCAUUCAUUGUUGCUUAUCUCAAAAGGUAUUUUCUGGGCUCCAUUUCUUCGGAUUCUUAGGCUUCUUUCUCAAAUCUGUUUUUUUUCUUCUUUGUUGUUUAUUCUGAUACUUGGAUGUAACUGGAAAAAAAAAAGGAAAGGGAAGAUUUUUUAAUUCGAUGUAUAUUUCUCGGAUGGGUUUGAGUCGGAGUUUCCCGCCGCUUUUUGGGGGAUUUCGGGAAAUUCUAGGGUUAGGGUUGGAUAUUGUGUUUCUCUAGCGUCUUCGCUUAUAUAUCUCUUCCUUCUUGGUCGAGAUUGAAAAGAGAGGGCCUUUUUCUUUUCUGGAAUAGGGAGGAUAUUGGAUCUCGAUUUGGUUUCAUGGCUAAUUGGGAGAUCUGGGAUUUGGGAGAUUGACGACAGCUGAAUUUAAGAGAAAGUAUAUAGAUUUAAGCAGACUCAGAGAUUCGAUUCGUCGAUCUUGCUUUCAUUUGUGAGAUGAAAGGCUCGAUUCUCACGGUCUUGUCAAUGGAGAAUCACCAUCCUUCAACGCUCUUAUCCAUGGAUUCUAGUGGCUCCUCUCACGAAGAACUUGAUCUGGAGAUGAACAAUGGUAAUCGGCAAAUCACGCUUUACAAUCCACCAGACAUCAAUCUGCCUUUGUCCGUAGGACGAAGCUCUCCAUCGUGGAACUUGGAUUCUUGUGAUAACAUCUUGGAUGUUGGUCUUAGCUCACUUGUCUACGAGACAGAGACGUUCCUCAACGUGGUCCCAAGUAAAGUCACUAGAAAAUGCUUGAAACGAGGAGAUAGCAUGUGGGGAGCUUGGUUUUUCUUCAGCUUUUACUUCAGGCCGGCGCUCAACGAUAAAUCCAAGUCUAAGGUCAUAAGGGAAACCAGUGGAGGAGGAUGUUUUACAGGGUUUGAUAAAUCUGAUCUCAAGCUCGAUGUUUUUCUUGUUCAGCAUGACAUGGAGAACAUGUAUAUGUGGGCUUUCAAGGAUAAACCCGAGAAUGCUCUCGGGAAAAUGCAGCUCAGAAGCUAUAUGAACGGGCAUUCUCGUCAAGGAGAGCGUCCGUUUCCGUUUAGCGCCGAGAAAGGGUUUGUUCGGUCUCACAGGAUGCAGAGGAAGCAUUACAGGGGACUCUCUAAUCCUCAAUGUCUUCACGGGAUCGAGUUUGUGCCUUCUCCGAGUUUGUUGUGUGUCAGUGAAGAAGAUAAGAAGAGAUGGAUGGAGCUAACGGGUCGAGAUUUGAAGUUCACUAUCCCUCCUGAUGCUAGCGAUUUCGGUUCUUGGAGAAAUCUUCCCAACACAGAUUUUGAGCUCGAGAGACCGCCUCAUGUUGCAAAACCGGCGUCAAAUAACGCCAAGAAGAUCCUCAACGGCUCGGGAUUGCAUUUGACAAGCAACGCUUCUUUUAGUAGCAAUGGGGACUCAUCAGAUCAAUCUCCAGGAGGUGGUGGAGGCAACAACAACAACAACAAUAAGAAGAGGAAAGAGUUUUUAUCCCCUGGAAGCAGCGAAGAAGAAUGUUGCUUGACUGUUAACAACAUCGAGGCCAAGGACCCGCCCGGUUGGGUAAACGACUUCACUGGAGUGAUGAAAAAUGUUCACGGGCCAGCGACUGCAGCUAAAACUAUCUACGAGGACGAAGAAGCUUACCUGGUCAUAAUAACUCUACCAUUUGUGGAUUUGAACACCGUGAAGGUUUCAUGGAGGAACAAUAUCACGAAUGGGAUUGUCAAGGUCACGGGAUCAAGCACGUCGCGGGCUCCGUUGGUAAAGAGACGGGACCGGACUUUCAAGCUGGUUGAUCAGACGGCUGAGCAUUGUCCUCCAGGGGAAUUCAUGAGGGAGAUACAGUUGCCAAAUCGGAUUCCGGAAGAAGCAAACAUUGAAGCUUACUUUGAUGGGACGGGACCAGUUUUGGAAAUUCUGGUGCCGAAAUUGAGAGGAGGAGUAGAGGAAGAACACGAGGUUAGAGUUUGUCUACGGCCACACCACCUCGGAGGAGCCGGCGAGCUUACGUUGACGUGAUGGAAGACAGGUUUUAAUUAUGAAUUUGUUAGAAGCAUUGUGUACAAUGGGAAAUAAGCAAAAGCAGAAGUGCAAUUUUAAGUGUUAACUUUUUCACCAUUUCUUUUCUUUCUUCUUUUGGUCUUAGUGUAACUUUUGCACUUUUUUUUUUUUGUCUUCGGUUGCAAAUUAUAUAUUUGCAUUUUAACUCGGAAGUAGUAUGAAUAAUUAGUGAUUGUCAGUA